AUGGCUACGUCAACUCUUCCAAUAAUUUCAUGCACCAACAACAACAUUUCCUUCUCCACCAAGUCUUCUCCCCCUAACUUUUCCAGGCCUUCCCAAAUCUUUCUCAAUCCUAGCAGGGCAGCUGCAAGACGUGGUGACGUCAAAAUCCGGUGCGCAGCCUCGUCGGAGGGGCGUGAAAACCCGGAAAGCCUCUCUUCGGCGAAACUUGACCGGAGAAACGUCCUUCUGGGCCUCGGCGGUCUCUACGGCGCUUACAACUUGGGCGGGGGCUCCAACCCCUUUGCCCUGGCCGACCCAGUGCCGAUCCCUGACGUUUCCGCCUGCCACCUUGCUACCAUUUCGUUCAGCCAGUGUAAAGUGCCAUACUCUUGUUGCCCUCCCAUCACGGAUACUACUAAUGUUGAGUACUAUAAGAUCCCCAGUUUUUCCAAGCUUAAUGUCAGGCCGGCCGCUCACGCCGUAGACGACGAGUACUUGAACAAGUACAAGACCGCCGGCAAUGACUCAACCGGCAUUCAGAAAAUGAAGGAUCUUCCCUCCACUGAUCCCCGAAACUUCUACAAUCAAGCUAAGGUCCACUGCGCUUACUGCAAUGACGCUUAUCAACUCGCUGACAAGCCCUAUCAGAUCCACUUCACCUGGCUCUUCUUCCCUUUCCACAGAUGGUAUUUGUACUUCUUCGAAAGGAUCAUGCAAAGUAUGAUAGACGACCCAACAUUCACGUUGCCGUACUGGAACUGGGACAAUCCACAGGGCAUGACUUUCCCGGAGAUCUUCGACGACGAGUCGUCGCCGCUGUACGACCAGUACCGCAACCAGGAGCACCUCAAGGGAAAAGUGAUUGAUCUAGCGUACUCCGGCGACGAAAUCGACGCCAGCGACUUCCAGAAGGUGAAAAACAAUCUUGCGGUUAUGUACCGGCAAAUGGUGACGAACGCGCCGUGCCCGUUGCUGUUCUUCGGCAACCCUAUUCGCGGAGAAACGGGGUUCACCGGUUCCGGCAUGGGGACCAUCGAGAACAUCCCACACAACUCUGUCCACCGAUGGACCGGUGACCCUAGAAACGCUAAUAAUGAGGACAUGGGUAACUUCUAUUCCGCUGCUAACGAUCCGGUGUUUUAUUGCCUCCAUUCCAAUGUAGACCGCAUGUGGACCCUUUGGAAGACCCUCGGCGGCAACCGUAAGGAUAUCGCCGACAAGGAUUGGCUCCAAACUGAGUUCCUCUUCUAUGACGAAACCAAUACUCCCGUCAAGGUCAAGGUUUCAGAUUGUGUGGACAACGAGAAGCUUGGGUACACUUUUCAGGAUAUGCCGACUCCGUGGAAGAAUUUCAAACCCACCAGGAAAAGAAGGGCGAAAUUGAGGAGCACGGCGUCAGUAUCCGCAUCCACCGAUGCCCUCCCGGCAAAAUUGAACAAGACUAUAACGUUUUACGUGACGAGAAGUGCGGCAGAGAAAGAGGGGGAGGUGGAGCUGCUGAAUCUUGACAUAGACUACUACGACACCGAGUUUAUACGGUUCGAUGUGUUCCUGAACGAGGACGAGGACGUGAAUACGGUGGAGCUGGACAGGAUCGAGUACGCCGGAAGUUUUUCCAACUUGCCACAUGUGCAUAAUAAUCAGGGUGGCUCCACUACUAAUACUUCUAAAUCCUUGAAGACCACUUUUAGCCUGGCGAUCUCGGAGCUGCUUCAGGACUUGGGGCUGGAAGGUGAGGACAAGGUUCUGGUCACUCUGGUGCCUAAAGUUGGGGGUCCUUGCGUCACCGUCAACACUGCCAAUAUCACAACUGAGGAUUGCUAA
This is a messenger RNA of Ipomoea triloba (trilobed morning glory), 1803 nucleotides long. Its product is annotated as catechol oxidase B, chloroplastic-like. Gene Ontology annotation, molecular function: catechol oxidase activity. NCBI's taxonomy places the organism in Eukaryota, Viridiplantae, Streptophyta, Magnoliopsida, Solanales, Convolvulaceae. Gene Ontology annotation, biological process: pigment biosynthetic process. The record is from RefSeq and is a predicted model, not a curated record. The coding region runs from base 1 to 1803 and encodes 600 amino acids. The transcript is spliced from 3 exons.